This is a messenger RNA of Orycteropus afer afer, 1149 nucleotides long. Its product is annotated as sulfotransferase 1C4-like. Gene Ontology annotation, biological process: sulfation. The record is from RefSeq and is a predicted model, not a curated record. Gene Ontology annotation, cellular component: cytoplasm. NCBI's taxonomy places the organism in Eukaryota, Metazoa, Chordata, Mammalia, Tubulidentata, Orycteropodidae. Gene Ontology annotation, molecular function: sulfotransferase activity.
AUGGCCUUAAACAAGAUAAAAGGUUUGAAACUUGAUGAAAAAGAGCGCGUAACUGUGGACUACGUGAAGGGAAUUCUUCAACCCACACCCACUUGUGAAACCUGGGAUCAGAUCUGGAACUUCCAAGCCAAGCCUGAUGAUUUGCUUAUUGCUACCUAUCCCAAAGCAGGAACAACAUGGACUCAGGAGAUAGUGGACUUAAUACAAAAUAAAGGUGAUACUGACAUAAGUAAACGAGCACCCAUUUAUAUACGAAUUCCUUUUAUUGAAUGGAUAAUUCCAGAAAUAGGAUCUGGUUUGGAACAAGCUAAUGCAAUGCCCUCACCACGGACUCUGAAAACUCAUCUUCCCAUUGACCUUCUACCUCCAUCCUUCCUAGAGAAAAACUGUAAGAUAAUUUAUGUAGCAAGAAACCCCAAGGACAAUAUGGUAUCUUACUACCAUUUCCAAAGGAUGAAUAAAGCACUUCCUGAUCCAGGAACCUGGGAAGAGUAUUUUGAGAGUUUUCUGGCUGGGCAAGUGUGCUGGGGUUCAUGGUAUGACCAUGUGAAAGGAUGGUGGGAAGCCAAAGACAAACAUCAAAUUCUCUACCUCUUUUAUGAGGAUAUGAAGAAGAACCCAAAGCAUGAAAUUCAGAAGUUGUCAGAAUUUAUUGGAAAUAAUGUACAUAAUGAAAUUCUAGAUAAAAUUGUCCAUCAUACUUCAUUUGACAUAAUGAAGCAGAAUCCAAUGGCAAACUAUUCAUCGCUUCCUGUCAUGGACCACUCCAUUUCUCCAUUCAUGAGAAAAGGGACAGUGGGAGACUGGAAGAACUACUUCACUGUAGCUCAGAAUGAAAGAUUUGAUGAAGACUACAGGAAAAACAUGGCUAAUACCAGUCUCACUUUCCACUUCUCACUCUAUUUCACCACGGGUGUCCAUCAUGAGCCAAUGCAAACCAAGACUGGUAAGAAACUGGCCUUUUCCAUCCAUGAUCAAGGGAAGCCUAAAAAUAGUCUACUAUAUCAAUAUGAUAAAGGGGCUGAGGGAGAAGAAACAGAAAGUGGAGAAGAGGAAUCUGUGGUUCCUAAUUCUUCUCUAAUAGAAGCAGACUCUGGAGAAGUAAGCCCCAGCCCCACUUUCCACUUCUCAUUGGCUUUGGAACCUUAG